ACGUCACAUGCACGGAAGCGUCUCUGUUUUGCCGUCAAUCACCGGUGAACUUUAGCAUCGCCGCAGUACCGGUGGAAAAUCGGUUCAUUUCAACAACAACAAAAGGCUAACAAAUGCUGCUGUAGUGGUCUUUUAAUCCUUUUCUGAAUUAAAGCUGCCACUGUAUGCCUUAUCGGCUUGAAUACCUUACACUGUUUCAACUUAUGGUUCGCAUUAGAACGUUUUUACCUCCCGUUGUAGUAUAAAGCUAGUUAGCAUUUGAGCUAACUAAUAAGCGAUGGGCGAAUGAGUUGUGGGAAUCUCUAAGCCUGUAUUUCGGCAUUAUCCAUAAUCAGGGUCUUGCUACUUUGACUCGUAAUAAUGUCUUCAAAUAAGAGUUUGACUUAAAUAGCCAUGUAUGGCUUCAUGCUAUUUUGUAAGAUUUGCUUUCCUGGUGAAACCAUUGCCAGUGAAUCACGGCUGGAUAAAAUCAAAGAACACUAUAUUAGUGUCUGCUCAAACUGUUUUAAUGACUGCAUUGACAGAGUUUCAACCAUCAACAAAGAGAAAAAGGGUUGAAACCAAUAUUCCAACGUUAUCGUCUCAUAAAGGCCAAUCUUUAUGUAGUUGCAACAUUGUUAAGGAAAGUGUUGAUCAAGAAACAAAGAUGGAUAUACGGCCAAAGGCUGGAGCAAGUGGUUUGCUCCGUGUUAAAAUGAAAGCUACCCGCCAAAGAACUGGCCCAAAGCAGCAACACAACUUAAGAAAUUGUCUUAGUCUUGACAGAUGGUUGGUUAAGCCCUCAAAAGGCCCAAGCAAAGCUCAGUGCCAAGGCCAAGAUGAUGUAGAAAUGACUGAUGACAGUGGAUUUCAAAGCACCUCAGCUGAGUCUUUGGAUUGCAGAAAUGCUGAAAAAUCUUAUGUCUCUGAAACAGAUGAAGAAACCCAAUCCUUAACACCACAAAGCUUGGAUCAACCCUGUCCUGUUUCACCAGCUUCCAAGGAUUUUGAAGGGAGUGGGCUUAUACAGGCACUCUCUCACGUUGAAGAUGGAUUACAAACGCAAGAAACUGAGACAUGUUCAGACAGUUCAAAGAGUUCUGCAAAGCAGAUAAUUAAAAUAACAGACUUCUUUUCAGGGACAUCAUCACAGAAUUCACCUGUGAUGAGGGAUAAGCCUGACAAGUCUAUAGAAGAACAAGAUGCAGACAAGGAAAGACCAUGUGCUGAUGUGAAAUGGUUGGGGACGCCAAUCGGUGAACUAAACAGAAUGCCAGAGUGUGGUAGGGCUCUUCCACCAAUGAAGGAUAUACCAGGCCAGCACACUGUGAUGAUAAGGACAGACCUUCUACAGAAUGGUAAAAAUCCUGUCCCAUACCCAACUAAGUUGAAGGACAGCUGGGAUGAUGUCCAUGUCAAGAUGCCCUGCUCAAGUAAUAACUUGUUUCCUGUGAAAGAUGAGGAAACACAAGAACUGCAGAAUAAGAGCCGAUGGGAGCUGAUCAAAGAAACUUUAAACAAGAAGUUAACAAGUGCGCUUGAGAUGAAGGAAGCAGUGUUGACAUAUAAUGCUUCACAUGCCAAGAAAUGGGACUUCAGAGCAUUUCAUUUGUAUUGUACUAAGGUUUUGGAGUCUGAUGCUGCUGAACAUCUGUUUGACUCCCUGCUGCCAGACAUGGUGCAAUUAGCACUGAGAGCAUCUGAGCUUUGCACCAAGCCAAUACCCCUCCUGAAAAGAGGCAUGAACCACUCCAUUACCUUGUCUCAGGAGCAGGUGGCAUGUCUGCUUGCCAACGCCUUUUUCUGCACCUUCCCUCGACGCACCUCCAGAAAGACAGAGUACAUUAACUACCCAGACAUCAACUUUUUCAGGUUGUUUGAAGGCUCCUCUUCAAUGAAGAUUGAAAAGCUGAAAACCCUGAUGUGCUAUUUUCAAAGUGUCACUGAGCAAAUGCCAACUGGACUUGUAACAUUCACCCGAAAAAGGCUGGAUAAACAACCCAGUUGGAUGAGUUCUCAGACUCUGCUCACAAAGCUACACAUUACAUGCGAAGGGACCAUUGAGGAUGAUGGUUAUGGAAUGCUUCAGGUGGAUUUUGCCAACAAGUUUGUGGGAGGAGGGGUCACCAGUUCUGGCCUCGUUCAAGAGGAAAUCCGUUUCCUAGUUAACCCCGAGCUAAUUGUUUCUCGUCUCUUCACUGAAGUAUUGGAUCAUAAUGAAUGUCUCAUUAUAACAGGCACUCAGCAGUACAGUAAAUACACCGGAUAUUCUCAUUCCUACAAGUGGGGAGGCAGCUACCAGGACACAACUCCAAGUGAUGGCUGGCAGAGACGAUGCACUGAGAUUGUGGCCAUUGAUGCGCUACAGUUCAGGAACUUUCUUGAACAGUUUCACCCAGAAAGAAUCAACCGAGAACUUAACAAGGCUUAUUGUGGCUUCGCUCGCCCUGAGGAGGAAAGUCAGAACCUUGCAGCAGUGGCAACGGGAAACUGGGGCUGUGGAGUUUUUGGAGGUGACACGCGUCUCAAAGCCCUGCUCCAGAUGCUGGCAGCUGCCGAGGCGGGCCGAGAUGUAGCUUAUUUCACCUUUGGUGACAGCCAGCUCAUGACAGAUGUCCACAACAUGCACACUUUCCUCACUCAGAGGAACAUCAGUGUUGGAGAGGUGUAUGAUCUUCUGGGGCAGUACUACAGCUCAGUGUGCAAGAGCUGUCUCAGUCGGCGCCCUGACGUCAGCCUCUACUCGUUCAUCUACCAACAGGUCGGCCCUUCCUUGGCGCCUGACGACUCCAACAGAAGCUCAGCCACAGUCUGCCGUUAACGUCAUCUGGCUGAUGAGUCACUGUGCCUUAUUAUAAGAAAAUGAAACAAUUGAUUAACUGAAGUAUUCUCGGCUUUCCUUUGGAUUUAUUUUCCGAUUUAUUGUUUUAUUAAAUCUAGCUGUGGCUAAGCCGAAAAGUAAUGUUGACCGCUGACUAGAGAAAAUGAAUAACAAGCAUGCAGAUCCAGCUGAACAGCUCUGUGGAAGGUGCUUAGUUAUGACCCGGGCUGGAGCUGAGUUCAUUUUACCGCAGCUGGUAAUAUGGCAAUAGAUUGUGCUCCAAUGUGAUGCAAUUGUGUUUUUAAUGGUGAGGCAAAGGUUGCCAUCCAUCUUCUCAGUUUGUCAUGCUGCUUGUUUUUACACCACACACAUCCAACCUAAUUGAGUUGGCUGUCAGAAGUGAAGUUAAAGGAAAAGAAUAACAAGUGUUUGGAAAGCUUGAAGUGGUCUCAGGACAGCUUUUGAUUUAAAGAGCAGUCAGACUAAAAUAAUUUGUUGUGCAAUAAAUUUGUAAGAACCAUGAGUUGCGACUGCAUUUUGAAUUAUUUUUUGUGGUUUCUUUCCAGAAUGUGAUUGCACUUGCUUGAUUAAUUUGGUUUUGUAUUUUAACACCGAUGCAAUGUAAAAUGAUGUUUUGAAGGUUUUCUCAUGUUAAUAAUUAUUUGAUUAUCUCUCUGAAAAAACUUUGCCUUUUCAAUCUAAAUAAAACAAAUUUUACGUAAAGUUCUACACUUAAAAACUGUGUAUAUCU
Molecule: messenger RNA, 3551 nt
Organism: Melanotaenia boesemani (Boeseman's rainbowfish)
Lineage: Eukaryota; Metazoa; Chordata; Actinopteri; Atheriniformes; Melanotaeniidae
Product: poly(ADP-ribose) glycohydrolase
Exons: 17
Coding region: 398-2800 (800 amino acids)
Biological process (GO): carbohydrate metabolic process; nucleotide-sugar metabolic process; regulation of DNA repair
Cellular component (GO): nucleus; cytoplasm
Molecular function (GO): poly(ADP-ribose) glycohydrolase activity
Source: RefSeq, a predicted model, not a curated record